This is a messenger RNA of Eruca vesicaria subsp. sativa (arugula), 798 nucleotides long. The record is from the annotation of a GenBank genome assembly. NCBI's taxonomy places the organism in Eukaryota, Viridiplantae, Streptophyta, Magnoliopsida, Brassicales, Brassicaceae.
AUGGAGGAAGAAGCAGCCACUAGUCAGGUAAUAGAAGAGAAAAUCUAUGUCGCAGUUGGUAAAAACGUAUGGGAGAACACAUCAAAUCUCAUGUGGGCAUUAGAAAACUCACAAGGAAAGAAAAUCUGCAUCCUUCAUAUCCACCAACCAUCUCCGACGAUUCCAAUCUUGGGUACCAGAUUUGAAGCUUCAACGGUGGAUGAGGAAUCAGUGAGAGCAUACCGAGGCCAAGAAACAGCAAAAACAGACAAGAUUCUACAUGAAUACCUUAGUAUUUGCCUAAGGAAAGGGGUCCAGGCAGAGAAGCUGUGUGUGGAAAUGGACUCAAUUGAGAAAGGGAUUGUGGAAGUGAUAUACCAGCAUAAGAUCAGGAAGUUUGUAAUGGGAGCAGCUGCAGAUAAACACUAUUCCAUAAAAAUGGAGGAUCUCAGGUCCAAGAAAGCAAACUUUGUCUGCCAACAAGCGCCUGUUACUUGUCAAAUACACUUCACCUGCAAAGGAAACCUUAUACAUACAAGGGAAGCUAGAGUGGAUGAAGUUAGAGCUCUAUCUGUGCUCUUGUCUGAUUUUCAGCGGCUUGUAUUGCCACAAGUAAGGUCUGAUGUGCAAAAUAACACAUCCUCCAUAGAUGUCAUCAGAUCAGAGGUCUUACUAAGCGAAAUUCAAGAGGAACUGAAUGACUCAUCUUCUCAAGCUUUCCCGUGCAGCGGGAUGGGACUGAACAUGAUGAACUUCCUAAUCAACUCCACCAAGCUAUGGCAGAAGCUCACAAUCCAAAACCAUGAGCAUCGUGAGUAA